Molecule: messenger RNA, 844 nt
Organism: Perca fluviatilis (European perch)
Lineage: Eukaryota; Metazoa; Chordata; Actinopteri; Perciformes; Percidae
Product: ubiquitin thioesterase OTUB2-like
Exons: 6
Coding region: 131-814 (227 amino acids)
Biological process (GO): protein K48-linked deubiquitination; negative regulation of double-strand break repair
Cellular component (GO): nucleus
Molecular function (GO): ubiquitin binding; cysteine-type deubiquitinase activity
Source: RefSeq, a predicted model, not a curated record
UUUAACACCCCCUGUACUGUCCCUUUAACACGAGCACGUGGUAUCUGCAAACAUCCGGUUUAAGAAAAUGGAAAUAAGAUUGCAUCAAUGUUUUGACACACAGCUUUGACGCACGGAUUCUUGCUAAACUAUGGAGGCAGGCAGCCUCGUCUCAUGCCGAGAGGACAUUUCUUCGCUGUUUCCUGAGCAUACGCCGGGUGCCAAAUAUAAAGAUUUAAGCAGCCAGUUCUCCACCGUCAGACAAGUGCGCGGAGAUGGAAACUGCUUCUACAGAGCCCUCUGCUUCGCACACUUGGAGUCAGUCUUACACAAUGCCAGGGCUUUGCAGAGAUUUAAGGAGAAAAUUGUUCAAACCUGCGAAGACUUCUCUUCUGCGGGAUUUGAUGAGAGUUCCUUCAAGCACCACCUGAACACAGUUGUUAAUGUUGUGGAGCAGUGCCAGGCUGAUGAGCAGGAAGACACGCUGCUCAGGCUCUUCAAUGAGCAGAUGACGUCUGACAGCGUGGUGCAGUACCUCAGGCUGCUCACUUCAGCACACCUGCAAAACCAGGCAGACUUCUUCUGCAACUUUGUGGAGGCGCCCAAUCUAUUAGUCUACUGUCAUCAAGAAGUGGAGGUCAUGGCGAUGGAGUGUGAUCAUGUGGACAUCUUAGCUCUGUCACAGGCUCUGGAUAUUUGCAUCCACAUCGUCUCUAUGGAGGGUGAUGAACAGCAGUUGGCUCACCACGUCAUUCCAGAGGGUGCUGAACCCUCCCUGCACCUCCUCUACCAAACGUCACAUUAUAACAUUCUCUACCCACGACCUCGACACUGACCGGAGAUCCACGAAGACUCAGCUCAACUC